Messenger RNA from Pimephales promelas (fathead minnow), 1708 nucleotides. Lineage: Eukaryota; Metazoa; Chordata; Actinopteri; Cypriniformes; Leuciscidae. The record is from RefSeq and is a predicted model, not a curated record.
UUCUCAAAACACUUCCGCUAAACUUCCUCUGCUUUACUUUCAUUGUUAACAGUUUGUUAACCACGGCCAAAUAUUUUUUCAAAUCCUAGUUAACAGUCGGAUUACAUGUAGUCCGUACAUCUGGAAAUACAUGUCUCUCGUUUAUUAGUCGGAGUGGCCGCUGCGUCAGCUGUGUGUUGAAUGUUUUCUUCACUGUGUUAGCCGCUAGCCGCCUAGCCUGCAGCUGCUGUGUGUCUGGGAAUCUGCACUGAAAGCCAAGAUUAUGUUUCUCGGUGUGCUUUUGUUAUGCUUUUACUUGUUUUAAAUAACCUGUGCAGCAUGGAAUCUGAGGGAAUCGUAAUCCGGAUAAAGACGCCGGUGGGGGACAUGGACUCCAUAGUGGAUUAUCCAUCACAUCUUAACUUUAACGAUUUGCUGGCCGCGAUCAGAGAUGUCAUGCCUGAAACCACAGUCACCGCUUUUGAAUAUGAGGAUGAAGUUGGCGACCGAAUCACAGUUCGGAGUGAUGAGGAGCUCAAAGCCAUGCUGUCAUAUUACUGCAACACAGUUAUGGAGCACCGCAUCAAUGGACUGUUACCUGAGCCUUUACAGAUAUUUCCACGAGCCGGUAAGACCCCAGGGAACCGCAACAUACACGGCCUGAAGGUGAACACGCGUCCCGAAUCCUCGAGUGGCAGGAGCUCCUCUGCAGCUGAUUCCCGGUCCAACGAUAGCAGUUUAAGAAAGUCUUCAGCUGAGCUUAAGAAGAUUUUGACAAAUGGACAGAUAAAUGAACAUGACCUCCAGUACCAGGAGCAGCUCGGCCAUGGAAAUGGUGGAACUGUUUACAAAGCUUAUCAUUUGCUUGGGAAGAGAAUUGUAGCAGUGAAGGUUAUUCCUCUUGACAUCACGGUGGAGUUGCAGAAGCAAAUCAUGUCAGAGCUUGAGAUCCUUUAUAAGUGUGAUUCUCCAUACAUCAUAAAGUUCUACAGUGCUUUCUUUGUGGAGAACAGAAUAUCGAUAUGCACUGAGUUUAUGGAUGGAGGCUCUCUGGAUGUCUAUUGGAGAAUCCCAGAGCAUGUUUUGGGCAGAAUUGCUGUUGCAGUGGUUAAAGGAUUAACAUACCUCUGGAGCCUGAAGAUUUUACACAGAGAUGUGAAACCCUCCAACAUGCUGGUUAACACACGGGGUCAGGUCAAACUGUGUGACUUUGGAGUUAGCACUCAGUUGGUGAACUCCAUUGCUAAAACAUAUGUCGGAACUAAUGCAUACAUGGCGCCAGAGCGGAUAUCUGGGGAACAGUAUGGUAUUCACUCAGAUGUGUGGAGCGUAGGGAUCUCUUUCAUGGAGUUGGUGCUGGGCUCUUUUCCAUAUCCACAGAUUCAAAAGAGCCAGGGCUCCUUAAUGCCUCUUCAGUUAUUGCAGUGCAUUGUUGAUGAGGAUCCUCCCGUGCUUCCAGUUGGCCAGUUCAGUGAGAAAUUUGUCCACUUCAUUACUCAGUGAUGUUUGCUUUCGUACCUGUCGCUGAUGAAAGUCUCGAUGGUCUUGGGGAUAGAGAACUCGACGUCCAGUUUUUCCAAAAAACAAGCUGAAACGUGGACUCAUCUGACCACAGCACACAUUUCCACUGUCUUUUAGACCAUCUGAGAUGAGCUUGGCAGCAUCUCUGCAUUGAACAGAUGUAUAGCUUUCUCCUUUUGUGGAACAGAGAUUCAAGUUGAUUCAGCGU